Penicillium canescens is the source of this 5499-nucleotide messenger RNA. RefSeq lists its product as uncharacterized. The record is from RefSeq and is a predicted model, not a curated record. NCBI's taxonomy places the organism in Eukaryota, Fungi, Ascomycota, Eurotiomycetes, Eurotiales, Aspergillaceae. The coding region runs from base 1 to 5499 and encodes 1832 amino acids. Gene Ontology annotation, molecular function: nucleic acid binding; zinc ion binding; DNA-binding transcription factor activity, RNA polymerase II-specific. Gene Ontology annotation, biological process: regulation of DNA-templated transcription; DNA integration. The transcript has 3 exons.
AUGAUGAUCGAUACAUAUCUGGGCCUUCGGCCUCUCGCACCGCGGACCUCCAUAGGAGCCAGCGGUGGCGGAGGCGCAGGAACACAGAGCCUUGGAGGAGGCGACGAUAAAGACAGACGUAUUAGACGAUCGUCAACGGCCUGUAGAGAUUGUCAAAGACGUCGGACUAAAUGUAGCGGCCAUCCCAAGUGCGACGAAUGCAGGGUUCAUAACCGCGAAUGCUUCUUUGAUAAAGCCAACGACAGACGUCGCAAGUGCUUUGCGAGGAGAACACAGGAUCAGUUACAUUACUACCGCCGCUUUACCGAAGAUCUAAUCUCCCACUUCCCUGAUGGCGAUGGAGCGACAGUACAACUGAUUGUUGACACUAUUCGAUCUGGGGCAGAUAAUCAAAACCUACGAGAGCUGCUUAUCCGCCUGGACAAGGCUGCCGAAACCGAGGAAGAUCCAAAUAACCAGGUCCUCCGGACAACCUUUACUUAUUCGAGAUCGCAAACCUCGAAGCCUUCCGAGCAAGCCUUCGAGCCCCUGAGCAAGUCGCUUCCAGCAAAGUCGCUUCCGAGCAAGCACGCUGAAGCCAUCACAAACUCCCUCCGAAUUCAAACAAGAGAACACGCCGAGAUGUCACUCCCAUACGACGAGCUCUACAGACAUGAGCCCGCCGACGCUCAACGCUUCGGCCUAGUCCGAGCGAGCAUUGUGCUACACUCCUCCGCCCAGUGGAGGACUUGGUACAGCCAAAUCCAGACAGUUGCUAAGGGCAAUGACGUCUGGGAAUACCUCGAUCCCGAGGACCAACACCCACCGGCCCUACCGACGAAGCCAGUGAGACCGAGCAAAUUCGACUACGAAAGAGAGUCAGAAACAAGCGAUAAGCUCACGAAGGAGGGUCGCCGGGAAUACCAAGAAGACAGAAAGGAGUAUGAUACCGACCUAGCCGAGUACAACACUAUCAAGCGAGCCAUAGACCGAGUCACCGAGCGAAUUCGAAACUCACUUGCGCCAGAGCUCCAGCAACUUACCGUUGACGUAUUCGACGUACAUACCCUCCUUAUCGCACUUCGAGACCGUUUCUCACUUGCUGAAAGAGAAAGGAAGCAAGAGCUACGCACCCAGUGGAAUGCUCUAGCUUCAACACCAGUCAAAGACUCUGGACUUGACGCAAUGAUCAUGAGAUGGGAAAACCUAUACCAGGAAUGCAAGGCUGCAGAGGUCUCAUUCACGAAGGAUGCUGAUGAUGCUAUCUACGACUUCCUUACUGCUAUCAAGCAAGUGGAUCCUCAGUUCUCCUACACUUGGUAUCAGAAGACUUUCAGGGAGGAAGGCAACGUAAGCUUCACGAGCAUGCUAAAUGCGUUCCGAACGGAGAGGACCGUUUUUCGGCCGAAAAAGGGUCUCAAGGCAACUCACGCUUCAUUCGCUACGCUAAAUGGCCAGGAAGAAGCCGGAAAGCCGCAACCUCAGCGCAAAGCUGGUAGCGGAAAUGACCGAAAGAAACUGCCUAGCAAUCCUACUUGCGUCUGCGAGGAUAAGCAUCUCUACCAAGCUUGCCCAUAUCUCGUCAAAGCUGUCCGACCAUCAGGAUGGAAGCCUGAUCCUAGCAUCAAGAAGAAGAUCAGCCAAAACACGGAAAAGUUAUCUUCAGCAGCUCAAAGAAAAGUCAAAGACCUCACUGCCAAGCUAGCUGAAAGCACCGCAAGCGAUACACAAGCGCACUUCGCUGAAUUUCGAGAGGACGAAUCUCCCUUUAGCUUCCUAACAUGGGAUGAUAAGCCGAUAACAGCAUUCCCUACCACACAGCAAGCAUCAAUCAAAGACAGAUGGCUAAUUGAUACGGCUUCUACAAGGCAUAUCUCAAACAAACGAAGCCUAUUCACUGAUUUUAAGGAAUCAAACGGCACUAUCAAGGUCGGAGACACCUACUGCACCCUUCAAGGAAGUGGAAAAGUCAGCAUCAAGGCACUUAGUCCUACCACAGGGAAGCCAGUGACAAUUACGCUUGACGACGUCGAGUACUCACCAGGAUUUCACACAAACCUGAUCUCACUUGGAAUCAUCAAGAAGCGAGGUUUUAUAGCGGACUUUGACAACUUAACGAUCGUUAGCAAGCAGUCCGGCAAGUGUAUUGCAAAGAUAGAGGAAAUUGGUAACCUCUUCGCACUCUCAGAGGUAGACAUACUGUUUCCUGCCUCAUUCGCAACAACUGCAUUUGCUUCAACCACUAAGCGUUCUACCGUACCGCUUGUCUCAAAAGCAACCGCUGAAACAUGGCAUCGCCGACUUGGUCAUAUGCAUGAUCAACGUAUCGAGAAGCUUGCCGAUAUGGUAGAUGGCAUCGAAGUCACAAAACCUACUGGUCAAGCACAACAAGACAAUCCUGAGCACUGCGAAGUGUGUCAGUUGACAAAAGCGCAUCGCCAAGUGUCUCGAAGAGCUCAAGGAGCCACAUUCGGACCGCUUGGUCGAAUUCACUUCGAUCUAAUUCCGAUCCAAGAAGCCUAUAACGGCGACAGGUGGAUAACUCAUUUCUAUAUUGAUGGCAUCCGCUACCAUUGGGCUGCAACGCACCCACAAAAGAACGGCUGUCAGGAAGCAGUCACUAGCUUCGUGUCACAAAUGAAGACUUGGUUCAACUUGCCGAUCCGUGCCUUUCAUUAUGAUAAUGAGAGAUCAGCAGGCAGAGCUGUCGAGGAUUUCCUCACUCACUGCGGUAUCGUCAUCCAACACAGCAUCCCCGGCACUCCUGAAAUGAAUUCGUUUGCCGAGCGAUCUGGGGGGGUGAUAAUAGCAAGGAUGAGAUCACUUCUCGAAGACUCUAAGCUCCCUAAGAAUCUCUGGCCGGAAGCAGCGCAAGCAGCUAUCUAUAUACUAAACAGAUCGCCCACCAAGCUCAAUGAUGGCCGCUGGAUCAUCCCACAACAGGAGUUUCACCAGCAAGGAACUAGCACAUGGGUUCCGAUCAACCUAUCAAAUCUUCGAGUAUACGGUUGUCGCACCUACGUCAGAAUUCAGGGGAUCCCUCAAUCCGAUAAAAUGCAUCGCCGAGCUGAAAUUGGCUACUUGGUCGGAUAUAAAACAGGCAACAUCUGGAAAAUCUGGUUUCCUAGGUCUAAUACCAGCAAGUACGUCCGAGACGCAGUGUUCGAUGAGAAUAUGAACUAUUCACACCAGCCGAAAGAAGCUCCAAUCAUCAGCCAGAUACCCUACACAGAGGUUUUCGAUCAGGAAGAGCUUGAAGCAGAGCUUGAGCAGGCCCUACGCCGACUUGCUACAUCACCAAUCAUACAAAAUGAGCCACAAGAUCCGCAAGAAGCAAUUGAGACCCGAUCUCAACAAAUGCCAAUUGAACAAGCCGAAGCAUCACAACAAGUGUCAAAACUUCAACAAUCCACUUCGCCACAAUGGCAACAAGUGACCCCGUCACUCACUCCACGAAUGACUCCGCUGCCAGCGAGUCUUCCGCCAAGUCCGAUACCAAGCGAGGUGCCGCUGCCGACCAGCGUACCAAACUCGCCAUUACCGGCACCACUCACGGCCAUUCCAUAUGAGCCUGUUACACCGGAUCAAGCGCUUCGUCCAGCUUAUCCGCAAGCACCAGAACGAACAGCAUUCCAGCAAGUGGACGUAGUUCCAGUACGACCAAUUGUCUACACUCCGUCAAGUCCAGCACCGGCCUCCUCUCCAGAUCAGCAAGUUCCGGGAAGCUUCCCCACAGCUUCACAAGGUCACCAAGCCAUUCGAGAUAUUAACGGAGACGUCUCUACAGACAACGUUAUCCAAGGCACUCGAAGAAGGACAGUGAGAAAGGACCCAUACCUUGCGAGUUACUUCACGUACGAUGACCAAGAUGACCAUGAAGGCGUACUAGCUGCAUUUGCUUCCGCGCUCUCAUCCACUCGCCCAGAACCUCGCUACCAUCGCGAUGAUCUUACUCCUGAACCCCAAAGCUGGAAGGAAAUGAUUAAUCAUCCGUUUCGGGACGGUUUCAUGGCCGCAGCAGGCCUCGAAGUGGAAUCUAUCAAGCUCCGUCAAACAUUCAAAGUUGAACCACGCCCUCAGGACCGCAGCAUUCAGGUCCUACCACUCAAGUGGGUUUUCAACUAUAAGUAUGACAGCAAUGGUUUCCUCACCAAGCUUAAAGCACGAAUCUGUGUUCGAGGCGACCUACAAACCAUUAGCUCAGACGACAAGCGAGCCGCCACGCUUGCUGCCCGUACAGCCCGUGCAAUAUUCGCACUCGUUGCUGCAUUUGACCUAGGAACCUUCCAACUCGACGCUGUUAACGCAUUUCUCAAUAGUGAUCUCGACGAAGAGGUGUAUACGUAUAUGCCUGAAGGUUUCCACGAUUCAACAAGCGUCUGGAAGCUCCUUAAAGCACUUUAUGGCUUACGCAAGUCUCCGAAACUAUGGCAGCAAGAAGCCACACGCGUUCUUAGAAAGCUUGGAUUUCAGCACGUACCAGAGGAUAUAUGCCUAUUCACGAAAAAUGGAGUCAUUGUGUUCUUUUAUGUGGACGAUAUAAUUAUCGUCUACCACCGAGCGAGAUACCAGGAAGCUUUAACGCUGCGCCAACAGCUUAAAGAGCACUGGGAACUUCGGGACAUAGGAGAAGCAAGCUGGUUUCUCGGCAUUCGCAUCCUCCGGGAUACUAAGCAGCAUAAGCUAUGGCUUUGCCAGGAUUCCUAUAUCGCAUCAAUGGCCGCCAAGUAUGGUCUUACCAACGGACGAAAGGUUACAACACCUCUACCAGUCAAUCGCAUGACUCGGUAUACGGGACAAGCAACUAAGGAGCAGAUUCACGAAUACCAGCAGAAGGUAGGAUCAGUCAUCUAUCCAACAGUCAUCACACGUCCAGAUGCUGCCAAAGCAGCAAAUCACUUGGCCGAGUUCCUCACGAACCCCGGACCCGAACACCGAGAAGCAGCAAACCGCCUUAUCCAGUAUCUCUACCAAACAAGGUUCCUUGCUCUCGAGUAUCAUCCAACUCUCACGGAGUCUGCACUCCACUUCUUUAGCGAUGCAUCAUUCGGAGAUCACGUUGAUCGGAAAAGCUCAGAAGGCUUCCUCUGUAAGCUGUUUGGAGCAGCAGUCGACUGGAAAGCCAGCAAGCAACGAACCGUCACAACGUCGACAACUGAAGCCGAGCUGCUAGCUAUAUCUGAGGCUGGCAAGUCAGCUAUGUGGUGGAAAAGGCUACUUCACGCAGUCAAUCUCGACUAUCAAUCAGGACUAGACAUCCACUGCGACAAUCAGCAAACCGUCGAUCUUCUCACUAAGGAGCAACCUCAGCUUCGCACCAAGCUUCGCCACGUCGAUAUCCACAAUAACUGGCUUCGUCAAGAAGUUGAAGCCGGCACUAUCUCAAUCAAAUGGGUUCCCACAGCCGAAAUGGCCGCCGAUGGACUCACUAAGCUGCUUCCAUCACAGUCCCAUGCGCAAUUCAUUCAGACACUAGGAUUGGUCGACAUUAAGCACUUGGUGGAGGACAAAGUGGCAUGA